AUGGCAGCGCCCGCUGCCAGAAAGCUGGCGAAGGAUAUCGAGGUCGUCCUGAAGAAGGGCGCCGAGGGAGUGGAGGAAUUCGCGGAGUUGUGGGAUGAGAUCAUCAGCGCGCAGGGAUCACAGAAGGAGAGGUUGGGAGAGGAGUUGAAGAAGUGCAUCAACAAGUUGCAGAGACUCAGAUCUCAGAUGCGAGAAUGGCUCGGGUCCAGCCAAGUGCCGUCCAAUUUAAAGGAUAAGCUCGAGGAGGGCCGGAAGCGGAUAGAGAGCGACAUGGCCAGAUUUAAAGACUUUGAGAGGGAAUUCAAGACCAAGGCUUUCUCCUGCACCGGCCUUGCCAAGACAGAUGAGCUGGACCUAGAAGAGGCGGAGAAGCUGAAGUAUCAGGACUGGCUAGCUCAGACAAUCCAUGCUCUCAAAGACCAGUUGGACCACUUUGAGGCCGACACAGAGAUGCUGCAGAGCAAGAAGUCUCUCAGCUCCAACGAGUCCUCGCGGCUACAGAGGCUGCGGACCGCACAGGAGAGCUCCCGAUGGCACAUCAAGAAGCUCGAGCAGCUUCUGAGGGCCGUGAACAACGACGCAGUGGACAUUAGUGACCUCGCCGUUGUCCGGGACAGCGUGGAUUUAUAUGUGGAUGCAGGAGAAGACUCCGAGCUUGCCCACGACGAUCAGCUUUACGACAUGUUCGACCUCACAGAGUUCGAAGAGAAGGCUACGCCGAUCGUGAGACGAGACAGUGACCCCAAGGACGAUGCGGCUGGCAGUAGAGAGGAGUCGCACAAGAAGACCAAGGAGAAGGAGAAGAAGAAGAAGGAGGAGAAGAAGGAGAAGGCGAAGAAUGACAAGAAGGUCAUCUCCAAGGCCGGUGCCAUGGUAAAAACCAUCACCGAGCACACCGGCAACACCGUGGAGCUCAAACCGGCGGAGAUGAGCGAGACCAAAGUGCAAGAGGACCAGCUUCUGACAGAGAGGGAGGAGUUCAUUUGCAAGAUCUGCCAGACGCAUGUGGUGAGCUGCGGUCCCAAGCUUACCAGUUGUUCCCAUCUCUUCUGCGGGGACUGCAUCGCUGAGUGGUUCAACCAGCAUCCGGACACCCAGACUUGGGCACAAAGGGCCAAGUCGGCAGGCCCUGAUCGGUGUGUGCCUUGCCCGGUGUGCAAGAAGAAGCUGAAUGAGAACCAGGACCUUUGCCCGGUCUGCCCCAGCGGUGAGGGUGAGAAUGUCUUGCUGUGGAGGAUGAUCUCUGGGCUGAAAGUCAUUUGCCAGAACAAUCCCAAGCUUCGGACUGACGGUCACUGCGACUGGAUAGGUGAGUAUGGCACAUUCCAGAAGCAUUUCGAGUCAUGCAAGAAUGUCCCACUGGAAGCUCCGGUGGAGGCCAAGGUGACCGAAAAGCCAACUCCGGUUCCUACCAAACAGGCAAAGGCCGCUCCCACGCCUAAGCAGACGCCAAAGGCAAAGACCCCAGCGCCAGCCCCCACGGUGCCCGCGCACGCGGUGGCUGCGCCUUCCCUACCGGCAGCGCCCACGGCACCGCCACAGGUGCCAGCAGAUCAGGCGGUGAGAGCGCAGCCCCAGCCAACGGCGCCUCCGGCGCCUGCGGCUGCAGCGCCGGCGGCGCCUGCGGCGCCAGCACCUGCACCAGCGCCCUUCGUUCCCCAGCCGGUGCCAGCUCCGGCGGUUCCCAUGCCUGCGCCUGCUCAGCCUGCGCCCACCACACAGCCCCAGCCCCAGCCGGAGGUGAGAAAGAGACCUGAGGAGGUGAACCCCGACAGAGACGCCAGAGACGAGGGGUAUAGAGGACAUGCUGUGGGAAACUUUGAGGCCACUGGCCCCACCAUGGUGCCAGUGCGGCUGGGUGAGCUUGUCGAGAUCUUGGAAACUCAUCCCACAGGAUGGAGCUUUGCCAAGAACAUUACCACCAACAGCCACCCUGGAUGGGUUCCUUCCUGGAUUGUGCCGGAAGCUCCGACCCCGACCGUGGCUACAGCAGUUCCUGCACCGGUGCUUGCGCCGGUGCUUGCGCCAGCUCCCAAGGUCACGGUGGAGGUUCAGGUGCAGCCGCCUGAGCGUCAGGAGUGGUCGGCGCGAGACCGGGAGAGGGAGGCUCAGCGGCAAGAAGCUCAGCUGAUGAGGGCCUUGCAGGCCUUCACUUCUGGAAGUGACUCGCAGAUGUCUUUGAACGCCUCGGACGUGGUGCAGAUUGUGGAGCGCCACAGCUCGGGGUGGACUUUUGGUCGGAAGUUGAUCUCAGGCUUCGUGCUUGGCGUGGCCAAGACAGGUGAGAUGGAACACCUGCACAAGUUCUGGCCGGAGAAGCAACCGCUGGAGUCUGUGCGGGCGCUGCCCAAAGUGGAACUGCACGCCCACCUCAGUGGAUCCAUUACUCAGCAGAAGCUGUCGGAGCUUUUGGAGCGCAAAGGCAAGGGCAGCUUCACGGCAUUCGAUUGUCGAGCAGACCUUGCCAAUGCGCUGGAGAAGUGUUUCGACUACUUUGCCAAGGUGGCGAGUGUAGUCACCGACCUGGAGACGCUGAAGGAGAGCACGUUGCAUGUGUUGGAAACCUUCGCGGCAGAGCGAUGUAUCUACCUGGAGCUGCGGACCUCUCCCAAGCAGUUCAAGGUUGUCGACGGCGGCGACGAGUGCUUCACCACAAAGAUGCAGUACUUGCAGACAGUGCGAGAUGCAAUCCAAGAGUUCCACUCAGAGGCCCUGGCGAAAUUCGGCUUUGUCAUGGAGGUAAAGGUGCUUCUCAGCCUGGACCGGGGGAAGGUGACCUGCAAAGAGUCUGCUUUGGCUCAGAUCGAUGAUGUUCUGCAUCUUUGCAAGGAGCAUGCGGACUUGGUGGUGGGCAUCGACGUUUGUGGCAACCCCUCGAAGCCCAGCGUGACGCCCUACCUGUUGCCAGCUUUGCUGGAGAGGAAGGCCGCCUUCCGAAAUCUGCCAAUUACCUUUCACACUGCGGAAAUCCAAGAUGAUGAGGAGAGCCAGCUUAUCAUUGAUAGCAUGGUUGACCUGAACAUCCGGCGCUUGGGCCACGUCACCUUCUUGCCGGAUUCCCUCAGGAAGCGAAUCAUCGGCGGCAUUUUCGAGGAAGGCGGCGUUGGAAUCGAGCUGUGUCCAACAUCUAACAUGAUCACGAAGGAAAUCAACAGCCUCACGGAUCACCACUUCCUGGACUGGUGGCGGCAGUCGCAGAAGGUGCUGCUCAGCAUCAACACUGACGAUGUAGGACUUUUCUCGUGCGAUCUCUCCUCCGAGGUGUACGACUUGGCCCAGGCGUUUUGCUUGUCCAGGGACGACCUGAUCGAUAUCCAGCGCCAAGCAAUCCAAUCUGCAUUUCAUCCAGACAAAGAGCGCUUGAGGGAUAUCUUCGAGAAGAUGAUGCUACCAAGCGAAGCUGGCGAAAAUGGGAAGCGGCAGAAGCUGGCAUGA
This is a messenger RNA of Effrenium voratum, 3435 nucleotides long. NCBI's taxonomy places the organism in Eukaryota, Dinophyceae, Suessiales, Symbiodiniaceae. The record is from the annotation of a GenBank genome assembly.